Molecule: messenger RNA, 1257 nt
Organism: Didymodactylos carnosus
Lineage: Eukaryota; Metazoa; Rotifera; Eurotatoria; Philodinida; Philodinidae
Source: the annotation of a GenBank genome assembly
AUGAAGGUUAUUCUAGUAGUCCUACUUGUUCUUGUUUCCACUUGUUCUAUUCAUUGUGCAAAAGACAUUCAAGAAUACGUCGAUCAGUUAUUAGCAACUUUUGAUGAUAAACUAAAUGUUCUUGAUACAAAUCCAGGUUUUUGGACUCACAUUUAUGGUGUGUACAGACAACAGUAUCCACGUGCUCCAGUUUCGCUUGCUGCCGAAGGACGGUCAAUGUUGACUGUAGAACAACAACGUAUUCAAGCAUUUAAAGCAAAUGUGAAAUAUAUUUUAAAACAUAACGACAACCCAUUGUCUACGUUUAAGCUGAAAAUCAAUGAUCUUACUGAUUGGACAGAUGAUGAAUUGUCAAAACUACGUUCAAAAAUCCAAACUGAAGCUCCUCGGAUCGCAGUACCACCGAUGAUGAUGAGUAAACAGAAAAAAACUUAUCCAUCAGAAUAUGAUUGGACAAAUCAAACAAGAGUUCCCGGUGCUGUCAGAGGUAUUCUGAAUCAACGACACUGCGGGAGCUGUUAUGCUUUUGCAAUGGCUGCUGCAUUAGAAAAAACCUAUGCUGAACUAUAUCCAAAUACAACCGACAGCUUAAGCCCACAACAAAUAAUUGAUUGUUCAACGACAACAAACGGCUGUGNUGCUGCAUUAGAAAAAACCUAUGCUGAACUAUAUCCAAAUACAACCGACAGCUUAAGCCCACAACAAAUAAUUGAUUGUUCAACGACAACAAACGGCUGUGAGGGUGGCUCUUAUGUUGGAACAUUUAGUUAUAUUCGAGAAAAUGGGUAUCGUUUAAAUUCGGAAACAGACUAUCCUUACGGAGCAAAUGGUGCAAAUCAAACAUGUCAAAAACAAGGUGGUGUAUUGCUAACGUAUAAUUCAACAUAUAAACUGAAUUAUAAACAACUGCCAACAGAAAAUGAAGAAACGCUGAAACAAGUCAUAUACGAUCUUGGACCCGUCUAUGUUUAUUAUAAUGCUGGUGAUCGAAAAUCAAACGAUACACAAAUUUUGGAGGUUUCUCGAAAAUUUGACCAUUACGCCAGUGGCGUCUACGAAGCUCCAGGAUGUUGUACAAGUUGUCAUAUGAAUCAUGCGAUGGUCAUUGUUGGGUAUGGAACAGAAAAUGGAACGGAUUAUUGGAAAUUAAGAAAUUCAUGGGGUCCGACAUGGGGUGAUAACGGGUUCAUUAAAAUAAAACGAGGAGUUAACAUGUGUGGUGUAGCAACAUGGCCCUAUUACACUGGAUUAUUUUAA